This is a messenger RNA of Amaranthus tricolor (Joseph's coat), 604 nucleotides long. Its product is annotated as late embryogenesis abundant protein D-29-like. Bases 66 to 458 code for a protein of 130 amino acids. The transcript has 3 exons. The record is from RefSeq and is a predicted model, not a curated record. NCBI's taxonomy places the organism in Eukaryota, Viridiplantae, Streptophyta, Magnoliopsida, Caryophyllales, Amaranthaceae.
UGAAGUUGAUAUUAUUAUUAUUAUCAUACAUAAUCAAAGUUCUAAACAAAAAUUAGCAAAAUAAAAUGGCAAGCUUAUCUUUUGUUGCUAGAAAAUGUACACCUAAUGUUAAGGCUCUUCAGACUAUUACCAAAAGAUUUGUUCAAUCUGGAUCUAGCUCACCCUCUCAAGAAGCAGCAAACACAGCCAAAAGAGGUCUCAACGAGGCUCUAAGGGCCGGUGAAAACCUAAAAAAUCAGACUGUUUCCACCACUGAAAACAUUGCGGAUAGCACAAAGGAAUCAGCACAUGGUGUAGCAGAUAAAGCAAAAGAAGCAGCCCAAGGAGCUUGGGAAUCAGCAAAGGAAACAGCCCAAAAGACUAAGGACAAUGUCUUUAACAAGGCUGAUGAAGCUAAGGAAAGUGUCAAAGAGACUGCAAAACGCAGCAUGAACACCAAGAACAACCCCAAUUGUUAGAUUAUACUUAAUAAUUAAUAAUUGGAUCAUUAAAUAUAAUUAUAACAUAAAUAUAUAGUGGGUGAACCCCUAUACUAGCUUGAUUUUAAUUGAACUAUUAUAUAUUUAAUUUUUUGUAAUUUCUUAUUUUUUUCUAGCUAGUAUAU